Messenger RNA from Nomia melanderi (Alkali bee), 2889 nucleotides. RefSeq lists its product as uncharacterized. The record is from RefSeq and is a predicted model, not a curated record. Lineage: Eukaryota; Metazoa; Arthropoda; Insecta; Hymenoptera; Halictidae.
UAUGACUCGUUCCCUUCUAGUGGUGGGGAUCCCGGUAUUCGCGGAUUUAUAUACAACGGGCCGCCAACGUCUUGGACACAUUUGACCGUGGUAGCUGGAUCCGAACGAUCGCGAGUCUGUGAUCGAAUCCGCGCGCUGAGAAUUUUUACGACGCAGAAACGUUCAAGUGACACCAUGAUGAAACACAUCGUAAUUCUGUUCGCCGUGCUCUAUCUGGCCCAAUCUCAGAGGCCGCCUUACGCCGGCAGCGCGGACCGAAAUCGCUAUCCCCAGGUUCUUCCGCAGUACAUCCAAGAACAGGCCGUCGCAAUGGCGGCGCUGGGAAACCGAAUAGGCGUGGAUGCUCAGUCCUCAAGGCCCACGACGACGACGACGACAGUGAAUCCGUUGGACCUGCCGGUCGACGCGCUCGGCGACGUCGACCUGAUCAACAGAAUCAAAACCUGGCCGAGAGACAAGCAGCCAUUUUGGUACCUGAACUGGGUGCAGAUCCAGGAGAACCGCGGCGACACGAGGCAGCGAGCCCAACCCACCGAACAGAACGUGUAUCCCAGGAGCUAUUAAAACGGGAUCGAAUUCGGUAGUUCGUCUACUUAACGAUUUACGCGAGGCGACAGCACUGCCGUCAUCAUUCUGCUAGUCAAAAUCUACUCUUUUACACGACGAUGAGAUUCUACUUCAUUCCUUCGACUUCUCUCAAGUUGUCCGCCAUAUUUCGUGUUAUCGGAUGUAUCUGUUGCUCGUUCAAUCAGCAAACGCUGUCGUAUUUCGUCACGGUUUCGAUGAUUCCUUGGCCAGAGGCCACUUGAACUUUAGAUUUCACGGUUGAAUUUUGCUCGUUUUCUGCUUGGAACGUCGUGCCUAUACCUCCGGCGUAGAAUGGAUGGCUAUAAAAGUAAUCCCGUCGGAACUGUUAAUCCGUUAUUUCCUUAGGCGGUAGUUGACAUCGCUCGUUUUCCAAAUUGGGGUUUGGCACGGGCGUGGCUAAGUCCUUGCUUGUACGGCAUUGAAAUCCCCGGUGAAGCCGACUCGAACUAACGGGGGUCUCAAGAAUUACUUUUGUCUCUGGAGAGAUUGUUAGUCCUCUCGUUGUAUCUACGUUCUCGUCGGUUGCACCAGCUCGCGGUGGACAGUGUCAUCUUUACCUGUGCGCGAUUGUGACGAAGACCUUCUGUUCUUUGUUUAUUUCGGCAAUGCAUCUGUUUUCCUCGAUUUUCUUAAUCUCCAUGCCUGCUUUCGCGGCGGUCCUUGUUCGCGCGCUAUACCUGUAUACAAUCGAACUGUUCGUAACCUUCGACGUAUUUAACUCUAAUCGUACCACGUGUUUUUAUAGCGAAUCAUACCGUGUGACUCUCAGUUACUUAUGAGAAUAAAAGGAAUGAUUAACAUGUUAUUGCUUUUGUUUAUAGCGCCCAAAUUUUAGAAGUCCAAAUAGCUUUUGAAAAUGCAAUGUGAAAUAAUCAGAUUUAAGUGAAAAUUUCAAAUCUCAAAGUCGCAUCGUGGUUUGGUUAGAGUUAAUACGGACGUGAAUGCUAUAGAAUUCAUUUUCAUUGCGAUGCAAAAUGACACGGAUGUUACAACAUUGAAGUUUAUAAGCCACAUUGUCAUGAAUUUAAUUCUAUAUAGUCUUAACUUUUUGAAAUUAUCAUGCAAUCUGAAAUCCAGCGCGAAUAGACGUGAACCCACCGAUGACGAAGGCUGAACAGAAAGUUUCGUCGGAAGAUUCAAAGGAAAAGUGACUAUUUUUUAAAACGGAUAAUUUACUUCUGAGUCUAAAGUGCAGUUGCUGAUUCACUUAUCUCUUGAAUGUAUACAAACAAGAGGUACCUGAAAAGGAACGAAGUCCUUGGAAAAACUUCAUUAAUUCAUAAGAAUUGUUUCGUGUAGCGUUCUCAUCGAUUUCAAAGAUUUUCGGGUACGCUGCCAGGGACGUGAUUUUAAGAAACUUUUUCUAUGACGAGAGUCCAUGUAUGUAACGGGUGAACUGUUUGAAACAAAAGCUACUAUAGAUUUUCACUAAAUUGAUGGAUAUUGUAUGUACCGUUAUUUUAAAUAAUUUAAUUUAUCCUUUAAAGAUCUUCUCUUCUGCCUACAAUUUAACUUUAUUAUUGUCUGAAAACAACAGGACAAUUUUAUUUAGAUUUAACUAGAAGGAUCUUUGACAAUUGUGAGAAAAGUUAAGGUGAGACGUAUCUUUGACCCAGAAAAAGACAAUGUAGACACUUGCUUUUGUUUAUAUAUAUAUAUAUAUAUAUCAUAAAGAAAAGAGUUACUUGAAGUUACACCCACAGUAACAUAUCCACAAAUAAUUAAAAUUUCUUAGGAAAACGCACAAUUAAGUGAUAACCCUGGAAUUUCUUGACACAACAUUCUGUUCAGCCUAAUAUCAUAUCAGCCCAUGAGUGAUAUCACGUGAUUUAAGCUGACUGCAGGAUAACUUCAGAAUGCACAAACAAUUACGAAAGUGCACAUUCCACUGUCGUCUGUGCGAAUAUGCAGAAUAGUUCACUAAAUUGCGUGAGGAUGAAUGAAUGCUGUUCGAUUAUUACUCAAAAUACUCAAAAUACUGUUGUACGAUGAACGUUAUUCACACCGGAAAUCAUUUGAAUAUGUUCAUUCCUGAAUUGUUUCGAGAUCCCUGUUAAUCUACAAUAAGUUAACAAUUCGUUCGUUCUAUUUAUACAACGAGUUUAAAGAGAUUUAUAAGGUAGUAUUCAACUGAAGCAGUAUCUCUUCUAUUUUUAAAAUCGGACCUGUGUGAUUUUUUGUUAAAGAAACCAUUUUCAUCAAUGAUCUUCGUCAUUCACCUACAUGUAUACGGUUAAGAACAUUUCCAGAAUUCUUAUAUUAAAUAAAGAUUUAACAGUAAACGAAAUAAACGUUGAACCA